This is a messenger RNA of Dermacentor andersoni, 874 nucleotides long. Lineage: Eukaryota; Metazoa; Arthropoda; Arachnida; Ixodida; Ixodidae. The record is from RefSeq and is a predicted model, not a curated record.
AGUGAUUCAUAUAAUUUUCUCCUAUUGAACAAAAAGAAACAAGAAACGGUCAGCACCUGACCUGGAAUCCCGCAAGUCAUUUUGGAAGAGGGACAAGUGGCAAUGAACACAAUGAACAGAAAAAGAAAAAAAGGGAUGGUGGGGGAGACAAAUUCAGUUAUUUGGAUAUCCAUAAUUUUUUCUAAUUCUCUGCAGCACACGCCGCUGUCGUUCCAGAAAUAUUCGCACGGGACGAGCUCGUUUCCAGUUCUGCUCGCGACAUUGCUGAUCGAAGGCUACAUGCUCCUCAGGAGUACGUAUGACGCGUGGCCUACCCAUUUCGGAGCCGGAGAGAAACUGCUGCGCGCGCGCUCGGCUUCGUCGGGAAGCAGCAACACCACUACUGACGCAACCAAUCGCUCGCCUCUCUCUUUCCUUUUCGCGCAUGCGCAUGGGAUUAAGUCGGAGGAGUUUUCGGCGUACAAGCGACAGACGGGUGGACGGACGAGUCGGCUAGUCAUAUACAGCUUCGCUGUAAAACAAAUCGUAGGACGGGGAGGCUGAGCACUGCACAACAUCACAAAAGAAUUUCUUUGUGACGUACUUUACCAUAUUAUCAGUCGAGGAGCUUUUGAAUGAUUGAGCCCAUUGAGAAACAUCAUUCUAAAGCCGAAUUUGCUUCUGAGGUUCAGUGCUAACGCUAUUCUUUUGUACGAGUCUUGUUUAAUUUUUUUCCACUGUCAUCUUUGACAUGCAAACAUUUGUACAUUGUUGCAGCAAGCCUAACUCAAAGGUAAGAAAUGAGGCGGUCGCAAGCAAAGCACGGUCCUAAAUGUUGGAACGAUCUGUUUUUCUGAACAAUUUGUAAUAAAGACAUGUGUUUUUGCAACGGCAA